AGAGGCUGACAUGACGUCACUUCCCGCGCGGGGGCCGCCGGGAAGCCGAGUCGCCCGCCCUUUCCCCACAGCCAUCCACAGAAGGGAGGAGGAGGCCGCGGGCUGCCAGUCUCGCCGGGGCCGUUAUGGAAGCUGAAGAAACGAUGGGCUGUAUCCAGGAAUUUCCAGAUCACUAUAAAGUAAUGAUGGACAGGCUAAAUGAGCAGCGGGAGCAGGACCAGUUUACUGACAUCACUCUGAUUGUGGAUGGGCACCAGUUCAAAGCCCACAAGGCCGUCCUUGCUGCCUGCAGCCAUUUCUUCUACAAAUUUUUUCAGGAUUACACUGAAGAACCCUUGGUGGAAAUAGAAGGUGUGAGCAAUAUGGCGUUCAAGCAUCUGAUAGAGUUUACAUACACAGCAAAACUGAUGUUACAAGGUGAAGAGGAGGCCUGCGACAUCUACAAAGCAGCGGAAUAUUUACAGAUGCAUGAGGCCAUCAAAGCACUUGAGAUCAGGAACAAGGAGACCGUUUUAAUUGAAGGGAAACCUGAGGAAAAUGAGAGCAUUAAAAAAUGGAAUGUGGAGGAUUCCGCUGCCGUCCUUACGGAGACCCUGGCAUCUUCAGAAGGUGAACCGGUGGAGAUUGAAGUUGAAAUAGCAGAAGGAACAAUUGAGUUAGAAGAUAACAUGGAGGCUUUGGAAGCCGUGACCUCCUCUGACCAAUCUGUCAAAUACAUCCAGACUACCGGCACGUCUGAUGACUCGGCUCUGGCCCUCCUGGCAGACAUUACAAGCAAGUACCGCCAGGGGGAGAGAAAAAGGCAGUUUCAGGAAGACAGUGCCAAUGAAAGUGAUGCUGGCAAACAGGUAGAAGGCAUUGAAAUUAUGGAAGUUCAUCUGUCACAUAUCAACAACAUGUUCCAUUGUCAGAAAUGUAAUCGUUCAUUUAAAUUGUUUUACCAUUUCAAGGAACACAUGAAAACGCACACCGCUGACAAUUAUAAGUGUGAAAUAUGCAAUAAAAGCUACGUCCGGGAGGUUGCCUGGAAGCAGCACCUAACCUGCUACCAUCUGGAUGAAAGUGGGGCCGCCAAGAGGCCAAAGCCAGGAAAAAAAAUCCACGUUUGUCAGUACUGUGAAAAACAGUUUGAUCAUUUUGGCCAUUUUAAGGAGCAUCUUCGGAAACAUACAGGAGAAAAACCUUUUGAAUGUCCAAACUGUCACGAGCAUUUUGCCAGGAACAGUACCCUGAAAUGUCACUUAUCAGCUUGCCAGUAUGGAGUUGGUGCCAAGAAGGGAAGGAAGAAGCUGUAUGAAUGUCAGGUUUGCAACAGUGUUUUCAAUUGCUGGGACCAGUUUAAAGACCAUCUGGUUCUUCACACAGGGGACAAGCCCAAUCACUGUACAAUUUGUGAUUUGUGGUUUAUGCAAGGCAGUGAGCUGAGGAAACACCUUCGUGAAAUACACAACAUCUCGGAAAGAAUAGUGACCGAGGUCAUGCUUCCUUCUGAAUCUGCAGAAAUGGAGACUGUGCCUUCAAUGACCUUUGUGGAGCAAGUGGAAGAAGUCCAUGUGGUGCCAGUAGAUCAAGUUAUCCAAGUGCAGGUCGAUCCUCCCCAGCUGACGGUAGGCCAGUUGCACCAAGAUCUGCUGGAAGUGAAUCAAGUAAAAGGCACCCAUAUACUAGAUCUACAGACACAGGUACAUAUGGGUCACAUAGAGGUGGAACAUCUUCAGAUAGACCAUGGUACAGAGGUUCAUGUUGAGGAAGUGCAUGUAAACCAAAUACACAUGGAAGAAGUUGAGGCUGAACUUCUGGACGAAUCCACUAUUCAUCACAUUGAACAUACUAUCGAAGAACAGACCUGCCAAGAAGAAGUAGAAGAAGUAGAAGAAGCAGAACUGCAUCAAAUAGUCCACACAGGAGCUGAGAACUUACAGAUCAGGCAGCUGGAGAUCACACACAUUGAAGCUGCUGCUGAGUAGAACAUUGCACUGAAAAAGAGGGACAAACAACCAGUGUUAAAUAGGGUUGGCUAUGUUUCUUGAUACUUGUUAUUGAGUUAGAGGAGUGAUAUGUUUGGAAGACAGCCAUCGGAUAUUCCUACAUUUUUUUUAUAAGCUGUGGAUUUUCUGUAGAACGUAUCUGAUCCGCAAGAAUUACAUUUGUCUUGAUGGGAAAUACUUUGGAUUGAAUAAACAACCAGUUUCUACCUGUCACUUUUAUCAUCGAUGUUCCCUGCCAGCACCCACGCGAGAUUU
Nanorana parkeri is the source of this 2243-nucleotide messenger RNA. It is a transcript of the gene ZBTB35, whose product is annotated as zinc finger protein 131. The record is from RefSeq and is a predicted model, not a curated record. Gene Ontology annotation, molecular function: DNA-binding transcription factor activity, RNA polymerase II-specific; RNA polymerase II cis-regulatory region sequence-specific DNA binding; protein binding. Gene Ontology annotation, biological process: regulation of transcription by RNA polymerase II. Gene Ontology annotation, cellular component: nucleus. The transcript has 7 exons. NCBI's taxonomy places the organism in Eukaryota, Metazoa, Chordata, Amphibia, Anura, Dicroglossidae. The coding region runs from base 126 to 1967 and encodes 613 amino acids.